This is a messenger RNA of Myotis brandtii (Brandt's bat), 1076 nucleotides long. It is a transcript of the gene NIT2, whose product is annotated as nitrilase family, member 2. The record is from RefSeq and is a predicted model, not a curated record. Gene Ontology annotation, biological process: oxaloacetate metabolic process; L-glutamine metabolic process. Gene Ontology annotation, molecular function: omega-amidase activity. The coding region runs from base 1 to 885 and encodes 294 amino acids. The transcript has 12 exons. Lineage: Eukaryota; Metazoa; Chordata; Mammalia; Chiroptera; Vespertilionidae. Gene Ontology annotation, cellular component: mitochondrion.
AUGGCUGCAGCAGUUUACAUUCGCAUCAGCAGUUUUCUCCACAUCCUCGCCAUGCCUGGAGCUUUCCGCUUGGCCCUCAUCCAACUUCAAGUUUCUUCCAUCAAAUCGGAUAAUCUCACUCGAGCUUGUGGCCUUGUCCGGAAGGCAGCCGCACAAGGAGCAAAAAUUGUUUCCCUGCCAGAAUGCUUUAAUUCUCCAUAUGGCACAAACUAUUUUCCUGAAUAUGCAGAGAAAAUUCCCGGUGAAUCCACACAGAAGCUCUCAGAAGUAGCAAAGGAGUGCAGCAUAUAUCUCAUUGGAGGUUCCAUUCCUGAAGAGGAUUCUGGGAAAUUGUAUAACACCUGUGCCGUAUUUGGGCCUGAUGGAGCUUUACUGGUAAAGCACAGAAAGCUCCAUCUGUUUGACAUUGAUGUUCCUGGGAAAAUCACAUUUCAAGAAUCUAAAACAUUGAGUCCUGGUGAUAGUUUCUCCACAUUUGAGACUCCUUACUGCCGAGUGGGCCUAGGCAUCUGCUACGACAUCCGCUUUGCAGAGCUUGCACAAGUCUACGCGCAGAGAGGCUGCCAGCUGUUGGUCUAUCCUGGAGCUUUUAAUUUGACCACUGGACCAGCUCACUGGGAGUUGCUUCAGCGAGGCCGGGCUGUUGAUAACCAGGUGUAUGUGGCCACGGCAUCUCCGGCCCGAGACGACAAAGCCUCCUAUGUUGCCUGGGGACACAGCACUGUCGUGAAUCCUUGGGGGGAGGUCCUGGCCAAAGCUGGCACUGAAGAGACGAUCGUGUAUUCAGACAUAGACUUGAAGAAGGUGACUGAAAUACGCCAGCAAAUCCCCAUAUUUAACCAGAAGCGAUCAGACCUCUAUGCAGUGGAGGCAAAAAAGCCCUAAGCCUUCCUUUCCUGGGAACUUUCUAUUGAGAUGAUGGAACUUCAGCACACUGAUACUCUCCACACCAUAUUAAAUAGGCAAAAAGGACUCAGGCUGGGCAUUGAAGAGCGGGAGGAGAAGGGGAUGGUUCCAAACCUUAUUCCAUAAUUAAAUUACGUCAAAGAAGUUGGUAAAAAUAUGAGAUUUGGGUA